AAAUUUAUGUAAGUCCAAAGUACACAAAUACUUUUUAAUAACGAUAAAAAUAAUUAAAUUAUGGAUGAUUGUAAUGAACUCGACGAAUCUUUAGAAAUCGCUUCGAAAACGUGGAGUCGUGUAACAGAGACUGCCAAUACCACUGGUUUCAGAGAAGGUAUUGACGUAGGAUCAGAGUUAGUUCUUCAAGAGGAUUUUGAUAGAGGUUAUACUGAUGGAUUUAAAACAGCUUAUGUUCUUGGAAAGUACAAAGGUCUUGCUAAUUCACUGUUCAAAGACAUUAAACAUCCGAAAGAAAUAAAUGACAUCCUGGAAAAAACACGAAGAGGAGCGUGUUAUAUAUGCGAAGCUCAAUAUUCGGGGGUUAUUACAGACCAGGAAGUAAUUCUGACAAAACAUGAAGCGCAUGUAUCAAAAACAUGUGAAAUUUUACGAUCAUACUUUGAGCCUUUAUUAAAAAAUUUAGGAAUUGAUAUCAAUGAUUUAGAAUUAAAAAUAAUGUAAAUAUUUUAAUUACUUUAAGUUAUUGAUUGGUAUAAAACUAGAUAAUGGAUACAGUAAACAUAAAAUAAAAAAUAAUCUUACGGGACGAAAUCCGCAAGGAGUUUUCAUGUCCUAGGGUGGGAAUUAGGUAUGGAAUUGCUCCAUAGACGACUUCAUUUGCAUUAAUAGUUUUGUCAACUUUCCCAUCAUAAAACAAAGAAUCUAAAAUAGAUAUCAUCUCUUCUUGAUUUAAUUGUACCUAAGAAAUUAAUCAUUUAAAUAGUUAAUUUAAUUAUGAUGUUAAAAUCGGUGUGCCGUCAACUGAUCCCAACAAUUUUAUACCACAACAAGUGAUCCCACCGACAUCUGAUCCCAUCAACAAUUGAUCAUCAAUUGAUUUUUAUCAACAACUAAUUUACAUAAUUUAAGAUUUUAUAUUUACAACAGUGAAUUUUAAUUACUCAUGUCAUAGUAAUUAAUUAAUAAUUAAUUAUUUUAUGAAUUUGUCAGUGAGAUCGGUUGUUUGUGGGAUCCAUUGUCGGGGAUUAGUUGUCAUGGAACUGUUAAAAUCAGUCAACGUCUAAUAAUUUUUGGAUUUUUUUCAAAACGAUAAAUUAUCACGAAGAGGAGCGUGUUAUAU
Molecule: messenger RNA, 1123 nt
Organism: Microplitis mediator
Lineage: Eukaryota; Metazoa; Arthropoda; Insecta; Hymenoptera; Braconidae
Exons: 2
Coding region: 61-504 (147 amino acids)
Source: RefSeq, a predicted model, not a curated record